AUGUUUCUACAUUCUCAAUAAGCAGAGCAAAUCAUUACCAGCCUUACAGAAACGUCCUUAUAACUCCAGAUCAGCUUUAUGCAUUUUUCCACAAACAAAUUUGUUGAUGAGCUUUGAGGUUCCCUGAUUUCCUUCCACAGAUUCUCUGUCAAAUUCAAAAAGAUUCAUAUUAUUUCCUAAACGUUGGUCAAAUUAAAAUAUUACUUCAAAUCUAAAUCGGCCAGAGACAUAAAUUGUUUUAAUGUUCACAUACGUCCCCACAAACAUCUGGAUUGGUGUGCCUCAGGAAUCUGCAGAGAAUAUACGUUUGGUAGCAGCAAUAAUACAUAAUAAUUGGAAUAAUUUGUUCGACAAUCCUGACAGAAACGGUAGAGAUUAGUUAAUUUUCUGGCAUCAAAUAGCUUUUAAAAAUAAUCCACUAAUUGGUUGAGGUCAGUAGCAAUCUGAUUCUUCCGUGAAAAACAUAUUUGGUGACUGUUUAGAUUUUUGAGAUAAUUUUUCAUAGUCUUUCAGUGAAAGAAAGAAAGACUGCUUUUUGUUGAGCAAGAGAGUAUGAUGGUGUGGUGGCAAUGAGCAGUAAUGCUGUGUAAUCAACUGAUUAAGGGAGAGAUAAAGUGGAGCAUCACCCCUCCCUCCUGCCCUUGGCAACUGAUGUCAAGACUGUGUUGCUAUGGGCAACCGUCCGGGCAAGAGAGAGGAAAAUGGAGACACCACCUGGUGUGCAGGAUGGCAACCGAGAGGCUGAGAGAACAGAAGGGAAGAAACAUCAUGUCAGAAGGACACUGAAGUCAGAUUCAGGAUGAUGACGAGGGAGAGUCAGACGGAGGACACUCAGCCUGCCAGCAUCAGCAGCCGGGAGGAAGGCUGGCCAAUCACCAGCUGACAUGCUCAGAAAUUCAGGAGCCAAUGAAAUGCCAGCAGGCUCCCUCCACAGCACAACAACUCGGAUGCAGAGGCUGCACAAUCUGAGCUCGGAUGUCUUAUUAAUGAAUGGAGCGCUUCCUGGGCUGCGUCGCUGCACGUCUCUGCUGCUCUUUCACCUGAAACGGGAGGAUGGAGAGGAAAAUCAGCAAAGAUGGAGGGAAAAGCGGUGCCAAGGCUGUGAGAGGGCGGCGAACAAACCCAGAGAGCCCCGAUGAAGGCUCGGCUGAGGACGUGGCAGCAGCUUUUAAAGGGACGGACUCCCAUCCUGAUCUCCAACUGCCGGACUCGUCGUCCCCAUCACCGUCCUCCUCCUCCCCUCUUCCUCAGCCCGCCAUGCCUCCCUCCGUGUCUGCCUCUACUCUCCUGGCUCUGGCGUCUCCAGCAACCAGGCGGUCCAUCUCCAUGGGAGACUUUCGGAGGGUGACAGGGGCUCUCCUGGCCGGUUCCGAUCCCCCGUCCACUUCUGCCACGGCCCCCUCCUCCAAGCUGGUCACCCCCAGCUCCAGCAUGGAGUUCGAGGCGGCCCGGCGGCGCCUGCUGGAGGUGGAGGAGCGGCAGCGGGUCAUCAGGGAGAUGGAGCGGCGGCUGGAGGAGCUCAGGGAGAUGUUUGUGCGCUCCGAGCAGCAGGUGGUGGUUCACGGGGAGCUGGUGUCGCGGAUAACCGGUGCGGCCCAGCAGGGUGAGCUGUACGUGGCGGAGAACACCCAGCGGGUGAAGAAAGGCUUGAAGUUCAAGAAGCACCGACCCACCAUCGUGUUUUCCUCCAUGCUCGGACUGCGCACGUGCCUCCCCUGGCCUGUGAAGCUCAAAUAGGACGUCAGAUGCUGACCUUUCACCCAUGACAUUAGAAAUGUGCUUUACAUUAAAUAGUGAGGGGUGGAGCUCCAUCCUUUAGCUCUCAGUGACACGGCUGCUCUCCAGUUAUAACCUUACUGCUCUUGAAUCCUGAGGCUGGUCCUUCAGGGGUUAGAGUGCCUAAAUAUCACAGAGGCCAGUAAGGAGCUUCCGGUUCAGCAGAUUUCUGGGGAAAACUCCCUGGCUAGCUGGCAUUAGUGCAUUGUGUACGGGAUGUCGUUGUGUCCUAGUUGUUCUCACAGCUUUUUUUGCUGCUUGCAAUUAUUAUUAGUGCUUGCUUUUGAGAGAUUCAUGUCAAAUUCAUGAUGCACAGAUGAGUCAAGGGGAUGUGGGAGGUGAGCUUCACUCUGCUCUCUGUUCAGGAGGUUCUGCUGCACUUUAACUUCUGCAGCAGUGAGGAGGCUUAUGUAAGCUUAUUGAAGAAGGGGCAACACAACAGUGUAGAUCACUGAACUAUCUGCCUCUGCAGCUCAUUAAGGGCGAAGUGAAGGACAGGAAGGUAAGAUGAGACGUUUGCUGCUCUGUUACAUAAAACCGAUGCAGACAGAUGCAGAAAUAGAAAAUGUAAUUGUGGGAAAUGAUUGAAAAAAUGUGCCUUGGCUUCUCUGAGACUGCUCAUCCCACUGUCAUAGCAGCAUUAAGGAAAGACAGAUAAUAGGGGGAAAAUCAUGCUGGGACACUUCCACCUGUGGCCUCUUUUUAUCCUGUCACCUAGCAACCAUUUAUCCCUCCAUCCUAAAUCCUCUUCCACAAAAAAUGCAGAAUGUAUCCAGCUGAGAGCUCUGAUUACUCUACUGUGGCAGGGAUUUAGUAAAAUAAAUGAUAAACAUCAAGAUUUAUUAUUAUUAUGACUAUUUUAUUAUUAUUAUUAUUUAGGGGGUUAAAUUUGAGUUACUCAUGCAUCAGCUUGUAAAUCUUAGCUGUGCUAUCUCUGCUGUCUUAAUGAAGAACAAGACGAUGAUAUGAGCUACAGGUUUGCUUCUUAGAACGCAAAUAUAACUUUAAGUGCACAAAGACCUCACUAAUAUGGAAUUACAGUGGUAGUGGCCAGUUUGACCAAUUAAUUCAAGUGUUUAUUUACAUCAUGUUGCUGCAUUGUCUGUUAAGCACAACACAUUUGUCCUAUAAUGUUUUUUUUUUCUUCUCAUUUCUAUGUUUUUGUCUUUGGGUUAAUAGUGAUUGACUUUUUGCAUUCUGUUCCUCUCCUUUGAUGUGCACAGGUAUUAAUUACAUCAGGGAUGUAUCGUUUGGGCAUUAACAGGUUAUGGUAGUGAUCCACACUCAGUCUAGGUUCGCUGUUUGUUUGUCUGGGUAAAAUGUCCUGACAAACACCCUUUUUUCUGCGGUAACAAUCCCUGAUGGUGCUUUGUUACGAAGAACCAGCAGCCAGGCUGCACAACAGGGAGACACAAGAUUUGAUUGUAUCACCACUUUCACUAAAUGAUUCAAUCUGUUUGUGAUUUCUUUUGCUUGCUUGCACAGAUUUAAUGGAUGUUUUAGAAGCAACCACUGUAUGUACUUUUAUAGAGUUAAGAAUAACAGAGGAAGAUACCAAUGGGAGACCAGGUUGCCUGUGUUUGACAAAAUGCAUUUAAACUAUGAUGCAUGUAAAGGAAGUGAAGACUCACCACAUGAGGCUGGUUCACUUCAGUAGGAGCUGGAUUUGGGUUAUUGCUAAUUUUGACUUGAAGGGCUUAAAAAUGGAGUUUGUCUGUGUUGCUUGGAAACACUUAAAGGAGCACUCUAUCAAAUAGUUUGUCAAACAAUUUAUUCACAUCGUGGAUCUGAGACUUUUUCAGAACAACAUUAGAAGAUACAGGUAUUUCCAUACUGACUGACAUUUCAAAAACAAUAAAACAACAGAAUUUUGUAUUUAUUUUAGUUGGUUAUGAUGACAAAAACAGAUAAAAAGAUCAGUUGGUACUGCAUCCCAGCCAACAUGUGCAUGUCUGCCUCAUUUGGGUUUUACUCUGGUUUGAAGGACCGUUCAAACUGGCAAUCCUGUUGGACACGCUUCCGCUUAGUCCCCAAUGAAUAUUAAGAAAAUCAAUUAUCCAGGUCUCACAUGGGUCCUACUUUUCCCCCAGAAUUGUCUUUUAUAAAAAUCUAUUUCAGCAUUUCUCUGUAACCUGUGAGAAAUCUCAUCUGUCAUCCCAGAUCCCAGUCAGAUACCAGCUGGGAUGUUUGGCUGAAAGUGUUUUUCAGUGUUGGAUGCAGUGAUGAACUGUUCUGAUGAACACAACAUUUAGAAUAUCUUCUUUUUCCAAAUUGUAAUCAGAAAACAGUUAUUUUGGGAUUGGAACAAGUAGCUGGUUGUCCUCUUUAGUUUAAACCAGGAAGUUACUCAUAUUCUCCACUUUUCUACAUGAAGCAAAGACUACAUUAGAGAGAAUUUUGAAUUUACCAGUGAUACUUGUGGUUUUAACCUGAGAACUGUUGUGAGAAAUAGCUGGAGUGCCUCUUCAUUCAAAGAAACUUGGUCAAACCAAAUGUUUCUCUUGACCUACUGAUACCCACGACGUCUUUCUCCUUGAAUGUUGGCUAACACUAUUUAGCUCAGCAUUCUACAUGCCCAAAGUAAAAAAAAAGAUUCUGGUUUUGUGCACAUCUAUACCAAACAUUAUUGUAGAAAGGUUUUAUUUAAUAAAGAAGUCUGAAACAUGUAUUUAUGCUCAUGUAUAUAUAGAGCUACCUGUACUUACAGUUAGCCUGAUUUGCUGUUUGAGAUUUUUCUGUUUUGGUGUUUACAGAAAGGAUGGUACUCACACAAACAGCCGGACAACAUUUACAUAUGGGCCCCAUAUGGGUAGAAAUCAUGGGUCAAAGAUGGGAUUGUAUCUAGGUAACACACUGACUUCAUUUCAAUGUUUUGUUGCAGAAGAAUAUUGGAACCUGUGUGGAUUUUCUUUAUGAGACCCAGUUAAGUCCCACAUGGGGGGCCUGAAUUUUGUGGCCCCUGUGGGUUGGUUCCAAGUGGGUUCAGACUCACAACUCAGUCUAAGCAAUCUUUCUAUGGGGCCCACAUAUGCAUGUUGACUGGGAACUAUUUCUCUUUUUUUAAACCUGAGUGGGACUAAAUCACUCAGGCAUUGUUUGCUGUGGAACUGCACUUUUUUAUUUCCUGAAUGAAAGAAACACAUUACCCAAAGAUCUCUGGGCCCACUUGCAGAAUGAAUGUAAUGUUGAUUGUUGGGUGUUUCUGUAUUUUUUCUGAACACUGGUUAUAUAAUAUUUCCAUUUUGAACCUGUGGCUAUUAUUUACUUUGAUGAAUUUGGAACCUGCUACCACAGCUCUCGCUCAUUUAGCCCUUUACUCACAUCUACACUGACUAGCCACAGGCUCAAAACCACCUUUAUGAUGUUUCACACUUGAAUGUUUGAAUAAUUCAUGUUUACUUAUGCAUACCAGUUAUUUAUUGCUUUACAAUUUGUGUGAUAUUCUUAUGGUAUGUUCAACAGCUAUAGCUUUUUUCCUCGGUUAUUAUUGACUACAAUUAGAGCUGCACACUUCAGCAUCAUCUGUUUUUGAUGAAAAAAGCUUUAUGAUAAAACGUUAAUUCAUGUUCUGCUUUGGGUUCCUGCUUUGUUUAGUUUGCAACUAUAAAUUUCUGCACAACGCUACACAAUUAUUAAAAAACUCCUCUCAAGCUCAUCUUUUGAAAGAUUAUUUGUUGGCAACAUGAUGCAAUUUAUUAAUAAAUUAACUAAAUGACUUGAA
Molecule: messenger RNA, 5497 nt
Organism: Poecilia reticulata (guppy)
Lineage: Eukaryota; Metazoa; Chordata; Actinopteri; Cyprinodontiformes; Poeciliidae
Product: TMF1 regulated nuclear protein 1
Biological process (GO): regulation of cell population proliferation
Cellular component (GO): nucleus
Molecular function (GO): DNA binding
Source: RefSeq, a predicted model, not a curated record